Pyrgilauda ruficollis (rufous-necked snowfinch) is the source of this 1523-nucleotide messenger RNA. RefSeq names its product acetyl-CoA acetyltransferase 2 (gene ACAT2). Bases 258 to 1442 code for a protein of 394 amino acids. The record is from RefSeq and is a predicted model, not a curated record. Gene Ontology annotation, molecular function: acetyl-CoA C-acetyltransferase activity. Gene Ontology annotation, biological process: fatty acid beta-oxidation. NCBI's taxonomy places the organism in Eukaryota, Metazoa, Chordata, Aves, Passeriformes, Passeridae. The transcript has 9 exons.
AAGGAAUCUGCCAAGGCCGCCCCAUCGAUCGCCUCAGGGGGCGGCCGGACCACGCCACCGCCCGCCCGGCCCCCGCGCUGUCCUCAGGAGCCCGGCGACGAAUCCCCGGCUCGGGCUCCGUGCUGCCGCCCCGCCCGCCGGCGGGCCAGGGGCGGGACCGGCGCCGACUCCGCUUUUGCUCCGGCCGCGGUCGCCGCUCCGCUCAGUCUCGCUCCGCUCCGCUCCGCUCCGCGCCCGCCGCUGCCGCUGCCGCCGCCAUGAGCGCGGAUCCCGUCGUCUUCGUGUCCGCCGCCAGGACCGCCGUGGGGUCCUUCAACGGCGGGCUGUCGUCGCUCCCCGCGCACGAGCUGGGCGCCGCCACCAUCCGGGAGGUGCUGCGCCGGGCCGGGCUGGCCCCCGAGGAGGUGUCGGAGGUGAUCCUGGGGCAGGUCCUCACCGCAGGUGCUGGCCAGAACCCCGUCCGGCAGGCCAGCGUGGCAGCGGGAAUCCCGUACUCCGUGCCCGCCUGGAGCUGCCAGAUGAUCUGUGGGUCAGGCUUGAAGGCGGUGUGUCUGGCUGCUCAGUCCAUACUGAUGGGAGAGUCCAGCGUCGUGGUCGCAGGGGGCAUGGAAAGUAUGAGCAAGGCUCCUCAUGUCAUUCACAUGCGAGCUGGGGUCAGAAUGGGAGAGGCUUCCUUGCAGGACACUAUAAUCUUUGAUGGCCUUACAGAUGCUUUUUAUCAGUAUCACAUGGGCAUAACAGCUGAAAAUGUGGCCAAGAAGUGGCAAGUCAGCAGAGGCGAACAAGACCAACUUGCUGUAGAGUCACAAAACAGGGCAGAGGCAGCACAGAAAGCUGGCUAUUUUACAAAAGAAAUUGUUCCUGUUCUUGUACCUUCAAAGAAAGGUCCUAUAGAAGUUAAAAUAGAUGAACACCCUCGACAUGGGAGCAACCUGGAAACAAUGGCAAAGUUAAAGCCCUGUUUCCUGACAGAUGGAACUGGGACAGUAACAGCAGCUAAUGCUUCAGGUUUAAAUGAUGGAGCUGCAGCUGUUCUUCUAAUGAAGAAAUCAGAAGCUGCUAGGAGAGGUCUUAAGCCUUUGGCUCGGAUUGUAUCUUGGGCUCAGACAGGUAUAGAUCCAUCUAUUAUGGGAGUAGGGCCCAUUUCAGCAAUAAGGAAAGCUAUUGACAAAGCUGGCUGGAGUCUGGAACAAGUUGACCUGUUUGAAAUUAAUGAAGCCUUUGCAUCACUAUCUCUUGCGAUAGCAAAAGAACUGAAAGUGAAUCUAGAAAAGAUCAAUGUACAAGGUGGAGCUAUUGCUCUUGGCCACCCUCUGGGCGCCUCUGGUUGUCGCAUCCUUGUAACUCUCCUGUACGCACUGGAACGAACUGGUGGGAAACGUGGUGUUGCUGCCCUCUGUAUAGGAGGAGGAAUGGGAAUAGCCAUGUGUGUUGAGAGAUAAAUGUGAGGGAAUGAACGAACAGCUAGUGUAAACUAGCUUUGAAACGUUUUACUAAUAAACUUCUAAUAACAUUUAACAGCA